AUGAAAAGUUCAUUAAUAACAAUAAUAAUUACAAAUUUAGUACUUUAUGGUAUAUCUGAAAGUUUAGCACAACUGAUAUUAAGUUAUAGAUCAGAUCAACCAAUGAUAUCAUUCAAAUUAAAUGAUCCAAUAGAUUCAAUAAUUUUAACAUCAAAUGAUGAAGAACGAAACAUAACACCCACACAAGAUAACGAUAAUGAUUCACUAAUAAGUGAAGAAGGAUUAGAUAGAUUUAUAGACUACUUAAGAAGAGAUCAUGAUGAAUUCCAACCACAACCUGAUGAAUUAGUGGUAUAUACUCCAUUAACUUAUUUUCAAUUUAAUAGAUUAGCUGGGUUUAUGUGUUGGGGUAUAAUUAUGGGAUUUGUACAAUGUUUUUGGUACAAAUUUUUACAAAUUUAUUCAAAAGAUCCAAAAUUUAUAGAAGUUUUACGUAAAGUUUUAACUGAUCAAUUAUGUUAUUCUCCUAUAUCUUUAUUUUGUUUUUUCACUUAUGGUACAAUGGUUUUGGAAAAUGGUUCAUGGGAUGAUGCUAAGUCUAAAUUAUCGAAAGUAUAUUUGAAAACAUUAAUUAUAAAUUAUUCAGUUUGGUUUCCUAUACAAUUUUUUAAUUUUUUGGUUGUUCCUAGAUCGUUUCAAGUUCCUUUCAGUUCUUCAAUAAGUGUGUUAUGGAAUUGUUUCUUAUCUAUGAAGAAUUCAACAACAUGA
Lodderomyces jiufengensis is the source of this 708-nucleotide messenger RNA. RefSeq lists its product as uncharacterized. The transcript has a single exon. Gene Ontology annotation, cellular component: cytoplasm; membrane. The record is from RefSeq and is a predicted model, not a curated record. Lineage: Eukaryota; Fungi; Ascomycota; Pichiomycetes; Serinales; Debaryomycetaceae. Bases 1 to 708 code for a protein of 235 amino acids.